AUGGGUAAGGUUAAGUGCUCCGAGUUGCGCACUAAAGAUAAAAAAGAACUCUUCAAACAGCUUGAAGAGUUAAAAACAGAGUUAACUAACCUUCGAGUUGCUAAGGUUACUGGUGGAGUAGCGUCAAAGCUUUCUAAAAUACGAGUUGUAAGAAAGGCUAUUGCUCGAGUUUACAUUGUAUACCAUCAGAAAAUGAAGGUAAAUCUUCGGAACCAUUACAAAAAUAAGAAACGAGUUGUAAGAAAGGCUAUUGCUCGAGUUUACAUUGUAUACCAUCAGAAAAUGAAGGUAAAUCUUCGGAACCAUUACAAAAAUAAGAAGUACAAGCCACUGGAUCUCAGGCCCAAGAAAACUCGUGCUAUGCGAAAGGCUCUUACAAAGCACGAAGCUAAAUUAAAAACGCGCAAGGAAAUAAGGAAGAAGUCUCUGUUUCCACCUCGUGUGUAUGCUGUUAAAGCCUGA
This is a messenger RNA of Parnassius apollo (apollo), 462 nucleotides long. Lineage: Eukaryota; Metazoa; Arthropoda; Insecta; Lepidoptera; Papilionidae. The record is from the annotation of a GenBank genome assembly.